Molecule: messenger RNA, 4822 nt
Organism: Octodon degus (degu)
Lineage: Eukaryota; Metazoa; Chordata; Mammalia; Rodentia; Octodontidae
Gene: Aspnat
Product: N-acetyltransferase 8 like
Exons: 3
Cellular component (GO): mitochondrial membrane
Molecular function (GO): L-aspartate N-acetyltransferase activity
Source: RefSeq, a predicted model, not a curated record
GGGGGCGCGGGGCCGCCGGGGGGGCGCGGCGUGUGCAUCCGCGAGUUCCGCGCUGCGGAGCAGGAGGCGGCGCGCCGCAUCUUCUACGACGGCAUCCUGGAGCGCAUCCCCAACACGGCGUUCCGCGGCCUGCGGCAGCACCCGCGCACACAGCUGCUCUACGCCCUGCUGGCCGGGCUGUGCUUUGUCGUGACGCGCUCGCUGCUGUUGACUUGCCUGGUGCCUGUGGUGCUGCUGGCCCUGCGUUACUACUACAGCCGCAAAGUGAUCCUGGCGUACCUGGACUGCGCGUUGCACACGGACAUGGCCGACAUCGAGCAGUACUACAUGAAGCCGCCCGGCUCCUGCUUCUGGGUGGCUGUGCUGGACGGCAACGUGGUGGGCAUUGUGGCCGCACGUGCUCACGAGGAGGACAACACGGUGGAGCUGCUGCGCAUGUCUGUGGACUCCCGCUUCCGCGGCAAGGGCAUCGCCAAGGCAUUGGGCCGGAAGGUGCUGGAGUUUGCGGUAGUGCACAACUACUCUGCGGUGGUGUUGGGCACCACAGCUGUCAAGGUGGCUGCCCAUAAGCUCUACGAGUCACUGGGUUUCAGACACAUGGGCGCAAGUGACCACUACGUGCUGCCUGGCAUGACCCUCUCGCUGGCCGAGCGCCUCUUCUUCCAGGUCCGCUACCACCGCUACCGCCUGCAGCUGCGUGAGGAGUGAGGGUCGCUGCCUGCCCACCACCCCAUCCACCCCUUCCACUUGCGCCCGCCCACCCGCCUGCCCGCCACCCGGCGUGGCCCUGCUCCCAGACGCUCACCUUGGCGUCUGUGUCAGGUUUUCUCCUUCAACAUCACGCGGUUACCUGGCUGUUCCUUGAGGUGUGGCGCUGUUGCUCACCUGUGACGUGGUGGUGGGGUGGGGUCUGCAGCCUCGGCCCCUGCCCUCUCAGCCUUGGGAAGUGGAGCCUUGGAUCCCCAGACUGCCCACCCAGCUGCCACCUGCCUCUGUCCGGAAGGCCUCACCUCUCCCAUUAAGCACAGAAGCUCUGCCCAAACCCUCUAGGGAGCAGACCCUGGCCCCCCAGCCAGGCUGUGGCUCGGCCGUCAUCCCUGAAGUGUGGCCCAGGCUGGCCGGCUGCCAUCCCAAGGGAGACCGAGCUGGCCGCAAGCUCCGUGCUGCUCUGUGCAUGCUGAGGACGUGGCCUGGCUGCCGCAUGCCGCAUGCCACAGCCCCUUGCCCUGCUGCCCUAUCUGGACGGGACCCAGGCCUGUGGGCACUGCCUGGCCUGUGUGCACUCCAGGGGCCCUGGCCUGGGUUCACCCGCCUGCUCCACCUACUUCUGCUUUGCUUUGAUACCAUGUCACCUCUGUCCUUCUGGUCCCUGCGCCCUGUGCCCGGGCUUGGCUGGCUUGGUGCGGCACUCAGGUGUGGUUCCUGUAGCGACCUGUCUUACGUCUGGGAGGAGGCCCCGGGGACAUCUGUGCCUCAGCCCCUGCUAGAUCAGGUGUUCCCUCCCAGCUGCCUGUGGCCUCCUGUCUCUGCUGUCUGCCAGGGUCCACCCUGUGACUCUUACUAGCCCAGGCUGCUGCCGGCGAUGCCCAGACACAGCUUCUCCCAGCCUGAAAUGAUCCGUUUUCUAAUAAGUUACUUAGACAGAAUAGCAUUCUGCAUGACUUUAAUUCUUGGGACAGAAUGGUAGUUCGUAUCUUCAGACACACGCAUGCGUGUGGUGCUAGCAUAAGCACUGUUUCUGGCCCCCUUGGUGGGGUGGGUGGCCGGGCGGGUGGAGGGCUUCACAGUGAGAUCUGGAGGGAAACCGUGACCUAGUGGAAUCACCCUGAAAACAUUCCUGGAUGGUGAGGGAGCUCCAGGUUGCCCCUCCUAGCUCUCGUCUGUAGGAUAGAGGGGAUAGGGCAAGUCCCACAGCCCUGAGGGGCUGGGCACUGCUAUGGUAGUGGAGUAGGACCUGCUGUGCCUUGUGGCCAGCUUGACUAGCUGAAGGGUGGCUGGUCAGGGAGAGGAGGGCAGGGCUAGCAGUGACCCCUGGCCAGUGGACCCUGUGCCUGACCCUAUAUGGGGGCGCAGCCCAGACUCCCUUUGUGUGGGGCUUAAGGGGCUGCAGGUGUGGCAGCCACAGAGCUGGUCCCUUAGCAAGGUUCUUGAGCAAAAGGUUCGGCAGCGCAGCCCAGUACUGCAAGGGCCUUCUUGUCCUGGUAGCAGCUGAGGCACUUGCAGAGCACUGUACAGACCCCGCUGUCCCUUGUAUAUUCCUCCCUGGUGGUGCCCGGUCCCCUCGGGGUGGGAGUUUUGUAGACUGUACAGAAAUUGGCACCCUAUUUUCUUGCAGCUCUCAGAUUUUGUUAAUUUGGAUUAUACAGACAGAUGUAAAAGUGUUUUAGCAAAAUGGAAAACAAACAGUUGUGCCUUCUUUUUCUGUUUGGUUUGGUGUUGGCUUGGGCUGGUCUUAGUUGCCAGGGGACAUUGGGGCUGCUGGCCUGUCUGAGGCUCAGGGCAGGGGCAAGGCUUCUGUAGGUGGCAGUGUCUGGUUGGUGGGCAGCUCCGGCCAGUGAGGCUUCUCUCCCUAUGUCUUUGGAGCCUGCAAUCCUGGGCUUGGGGGCAUGGACUGGGGCAGAGCCCAGUUGCCCUUAAAUCGACCUGCAAGUGACUCAUGGCAGACCCCACUGCGGGGGUGGGGGUGGUCAGAGGGUCUGGGCGGGGCGGAUUGCCCUCCUGGCUGCUGCUACCUCUGCCCUAGGGAAUCAUCCCAGCCACAAGGCCCCAUUGGUUGAUGGAGGGAUGCUUGUUGGCGCUCAACUACCCUUUGCCACCCUUCCAGUGCCAUUGGGAUUGAGCCAAGAUGCCAGGAGCAGGCUGGCAGGGCGGGCUUCAGCCCUCACAGGUUGGUGGGCAGACCUCCUGCCCCUUGAGUUAUAGGUUGGGUCUGGCGCUGAUGCCCCUGCUCACCCCAGCCCUCCACGUCCCUCCAGCUUGAGCGCUAAUUGCUCUGAAGUUGUGCACUGACAUGAAUUUUAUACGUUUGUGGAAACUGCUGUGUCUUCUACCUCUAUGGAGGCCCUUCUGGACUCGCUGCCCAGUGUUCAGCACAGUUCCUCUGAGUUUGCUGGCCCACUGCUGCCUCCCUGGGUCUCGGCCCCCUUGGUAGCCUGGGAAGGUCCAGGGGUGUCAGCCUGGUGCCCAGGAUUUCUGUUGUUUGUUUGCAGCCACUUCUUAUGGAGUGGGGAGGGUGGGCACACAGGAACUAAGUCCGGGUCACCGGUGUUUGCUGAGCCUGUGCUGUGGCCUGUGGCUGCCAGGCCUGCAUCUGUUCAGAUGGCCAGCCCUGUGGUGGGUGGCCAGGAGGUUGGCACCCCUGUGCUGAGGCCAUGUGUGAUUGACCCCUGAGCACAGGAAGGUUGAGCCCUUGUGGCCGUGGCAGCCCCUUCCCCGUCCUGCACCUUCCUCCAUACCCGUAGGCUGCGAUGCCUGCAGAUGAUGAGGCAGAGGGGGUGAACAGCUGGCCCCAAAGGAAGCAGACAGCAGCAGCUCAGAGUGCAGGGCCACGAGCAGCCCUUUAUGAGUGACAGGCACCCCCAGGCCCUAAGGGGAGGAGCUUCCAGGCCGGUACCAGGACCUGGGUGUUCUGAGCCAAGGGCCUGGUUUUGGGCGGCUCAAUGCCGGUGCCGCCUCCCCCACCUGUGCAGGGGGGCCAAGCCCAUACCUCCCUGGAGCUGGUUUCCAGGACUGUGCAUACGACCAGUUCUGUCUCUGGGCUUUGCUGAUGUGUGGGCUUCUUGGGCAGGAGGUGGCUCCCAGCCUGGCUGGGGAUGUGUGGGCACCCCUAGGGCUACCGUCCUGUUAAUGCCCAAAGGGCAGCAGAAAAGAGUGAACCCUAAAGCUGAGGGGCUGCUGCUUGCCCAUCUGGUGAGUGAGUGCUGGACCGAUUUGCUGUCUGCAAACUCAGAUGUGUUGCCAGGCCUGGGCUUGGGCUCAGGCUUCUGGGGUUGAGUUCAGGGUGGGGGGUGGGGCUAGCCCUGGAAUAAAUGGCCCUGUGGCAUGACAUCCAUGGGACACGGCAGCACAGCUGGCCAGAGCUGCCCGGGCUUGGGUGAAGGCUGAGCCCUGACUUACCACCAUUGGAUGUAUUUUUUUUUAAAACAGCAAUAAUUAGCCAUUUUAAGGAAGGGGUGUACCUAUGUGUGUGUGUGUGUGUGUGUGUGUGUGCAUGUGUGUGUGUGCCUGUGUAGUGCACCUGUGUAUCUGUGGAUGCGAGUCUAUGUUUAUGUAUGCAUGUGUACACGUGUGUUUGUGUGAGUGCACAUAUGUACAUGUGCAGGUACAUGUGUGUACAAGGGCAGCAUGUGUGAGCCUGUGGGUGGGCAUGUUCCUGUGUGUGGCUGUGAACAUGGAUUUGUCGUGUGUGUGUGCGCGUGCGUGUGCACAGGUGUGUGAUGGGGAAGGCAGGGGAGAGCUUCCUGAGCUGGGAUGUGCUCUGGUGAGAAGCAGGGUCCUGGGGUUCCUGGCUGGCUCCACGUGCAUGUAUCCCAGCCCCCCCCCCAGGGGUGGCGAGCCCCAGUCCACCCCCUUUUGGCCGUGGCAGGGUAGGGGACAGGAGCCCCAUGGACAGACACUGGCCGGCUUGGGCCGGGGAUGGAGGGCGCGUUGUCGUGGUGGGUCUCACUGCUGUCAUGUGUUCCUGAAGCUGUACUGUGAGCCCAGGACAGGGUGGGUGUCCUGCGGCCUCAGGAUGUGCCAAAGCAGCCCUGAGGGCCAGGUGAUGAGCCAAGUCCCCAGGAGACAGGCUGGGCCCGAGUGGGUGUGUGCCGGCCUGUGUGGC